Messenger RNA from Carcharodon carcharias (great white shark), 3553 nucleotides. It is a transcript of the gene mgat1b, whose product is annotated as alpha-1,3-mannosyl-glycoprotein 2-beta-N-acetylglucosaminyltransferase b. Gene Ontology annotation, cellular component: Golgi apparatus. Lineage: Eukaryota; Metazoa; Chordata; Chondrichthyes; Lamniformes; Lamnidae. Gene Ontology annotation, biological process: protein N-linked glycosylation. The record is from RefSeq and is a predicted model, not a curated record. The transcript is spliced from 3 exons. Gene Ontology annotation, molecular function: alpha-1,3-mannosylglycoprotein 2-beta-N-acetylglucosaminyltransferase activity. The coding region runs from base 1047 to 2360 and encodes 437 amino acids.
CUUUGAACGCGCGAGCGCACGGCGCGCAGACGCGUUGACGUCUAUUUUGUGCGCGCGGGCGCCGCGCCGAGCCCGGCUGGAGCAGGAAGAGAGGAAGCGCGAGAGCUGGAACCAUGGGGGAGAGGUGAGACCCUCGUGUGCAGAAGAGGAGAGCGCGUGUGAACCAGUGCGGCGGAGACACCACCCUAUCCUGUAGAUAGUGCUGGAUAUUCUGUUUCGCUGUGAGCACAAUGUUGUAAAUUAAGGAGCACCCGACCUGAGCCUGGCGUGGUGAGCCUAUCCGCUUCUGAUCACUCAGACUGACUCUAUCCUCGCCUGCCUGUAAGACACGACAAACAGCAAAGAGCGACAGCAGCAAGUUGUAACAGGCGAACUCCUGGUGACCGAGGACUGGCAGUUCUCCGAAGUGGCCGGCCACACCUUGCGGGACGGACCGCGCUCCCCGAGAGAGGAUGAAUGUUGAUGCCGGGCACUUCACCAGCUGAGCGACCGCACAAACCCGCCGCAGAAUCAGAGCCCGCCUCCGUUUCGAACUCUCUGCUCGGACUGAAUCUCAUCCUGCGAGCAAACCAGGGCGUCCGGGAACAGGAGUGACUGACUUCUGUCAGGAGUGGAACCUUUUUUUUUAUUUAAAAAAAAAAGAACCCAGUGCAGAGAAGGCUGGCUCAUGCUCCGAACAAUCAGUGCAAGAGAUUUCCUGACUGGGGGGCCUACCCGAAAGUGACACAUUUCCUCUUAGCCGAGGGUGAGUGGCUAGCACCCAAGGCUGCCAAAGUACAGAAAGCAAAGUCAGCUCUCUGAGCACAGAAAUAAAGGAGACAGAGAAGGAGGAAUAACUGGGAAUCCAGGCAGAAUCUCUGAUAAUCCACUGCACAGUCUGGACCCGAGGGCUCAACCUGCCCUCCGCUUCACACUUGGUGCGACCCCCUCCGAGGACAAAAUGGGCAGAUAGGAUUGAAGCCGCUUCUCCUGACCUUCCUUCCCACAGGUUGAUGGAGUUGGACUGACGGCGGGGGGGAGGUGAGCAGCACGUGGACCGGGAGAGAAUGCUGCGGCGGACCAGCGUGAUAGUCUGGGGGGUGCUGCUCUUCAUUGGUUGGAACCUGCUCCUGCUCUUCUUCCUGUUGGGCCGCCCGCCAGCCGGGGGGAACCCCGACCCCGAGCAGCUGACCCGCGAGGUGGUCAAGGUGGCUGAGGAGGUGGAGACGGAGCUGGAGAACCAGAAGAAACUGCUGCAGCAAAUCCAGCACCACCGGGGCCUCUGGCAGCGGGGCAAGAUGCCACCGGCGGUGGAAGGGGUCACCGCCGCCGGCGACCUCCGGGUCGAGGACGUGGUGCUGCCAGUGCUGGUGAUCGGCUGCGACCGCCCCACCAUCCGGCGGUGCCUGGACAAGCUGCUGCACUACCGGCCCUCCAAGGAUCUCUUCCCCAUCCUGGUGAGUCAGGACUGCGGUCACGAGGAGACGGCCAAGGUGAUCGCCUCGUACGGCGACCAGGUGAUGCACAUCCGGCAGCCUGACCUUUCCGACCUGCGGGUGCCACCCGAGCACCGCAAGUUCCAGGGUUACUACAAGAUCGCGCGGCACUACCGCUGGGCCCUCAACCAGGUCUUCCACACCUUCAAGUACCAGGCGGCCGUCAUCGUGGAGGACGACCUGGAGGUGGCACCCGACUUCUUCGAGUACUUCCGGGCCCUCUUCCCCCUGCUGCUGGAGGACCCCAGCCUCUGGUGCGCCUCAGCCUGGAACGACAACGGCAAGGAGCAGAUGGUGGACACCAAGCAGCCCGAGGCCCUGUACCGCACGGACUUCUUUCCGGGCCUGGGCUGGAUGCUGCUGAAGGCCACCUGGGAGGAGCUGGAGCCCAAGUGGCCCGGCGCCUUCUGGGACGACUGGAUGCGCAGCCCUGCUCAGCGCCGCGGCCGAUCCUGCGUCCGGCCCGAGGUCUCGCGCACCAUGACCUUCGGCCGCAAGGGGGUCAGCAACGGCCAGUUCUUCGACCAGCACCUCAAGUUCAUCAAGCUGAACGACCGCUUUGUGCCUUUCACCCAGCAGGAUCUGUCCUACCUCAAGCAGGAGCACUACGACCUGGUCUUCCCCGAGCGGGUGUACAGCGCGCCGGCCGUGCGGGUGGAGGAGCUGCAGCGCAAUGAGCGGGCGGAGCUGCGCCAGGUACGGGUCCAGUACUCCUCCCGGGACACUUUCAAAGCCUUCUCCAAAGCCCUGGGCGUCAUGGACGACCUCAAGUCGGGCGUGCCCCGAGCUGGCUACCGCGGCAUUGUCAGCUUCAUGUACCGUGGCCGCAGGGUCUACUUGGCACCCCCCAAAGACUGGACAGGCUACGACCCCUCCUGGAGUUAGCCCCGUGCCAACCUCCCCUUCUGCCUCUUGUGCCCUUCAGGACUUUUUUUUCACUAAGACUCCCCCCAACCGCCACCCCCCACACCGAACCAACCCCUCUGUCUCUCUCUAAGUCAGAAAGCUGGGCACGGAGGGGGACAUCCUUGGCAGACAGAUUGCUGACUGGCGGUCAGAACCAGUGUGAUCUGCGCCCCUGGUAACGAGAUGCUCUCACCGCCUGGGAAAAGGAAUCUGACUUGAGCGGCUUCAGACUGACAAUCCUGCAUGGGAGGGAAGGGGGAAGGGGAAGGGGCUGUCCAAGUGACCAACAACUAAAUUGAGAGCUUUAUUCGGCCAAAAUGGCCAUGGGGGUUGGGAGCAGGGUUGACCUGAGAUUUGGCGGGGGGGGGGUCAGGAUCAGCCUCAGAGCCUCAUUGGCUGCUGUGGAUUUUAAAUGUCCUCAUUAACCCCGACCCUGAAUGACUCCCCACCCCACCCCUAAACCCCCUGCCUUCAGCCUCUGGCCCUGCAGCAUCAUGUUAGCCUGGGGGCAGAACUGUAUCAAAGUGAGAAUGAGCUUCUCACUCUGUUGCAGGGUGGGGUGGGGUAGUGGGUGGUGGUGCAGUUACUGCCAUGGGGAUAGCGUCCAAGAACCCCGACAGUGACAUUUUCAGACAACCACAGGAAGAGGGAGCUGAAAUUCCUCUGUACCAGCACAAUCAGACCGCAGGUUGGCCCAGGGGGAGGGGUGGGGUGGGGGUGUUGGAAUACUUCUGUAGAAAUGGUUUAAACAGUGGAGUGGUCCUUCACCUCCCUGAUACAGAGAGUGGAAGCCACCCAAUUUUCCUUUGGUUUAUUUCCUGUGUGCGCCCCACCUCCCCUCCCCUCCCCCAGCCCCGACACUCAACCCAGACAUUUUUUAAUGCCCAGGGAGAGGGUGAAGCCAAAAAUUACCUACUCUAAGGCUAAAGGAGAGAGUAAUUGCAGAGGCUGGCAGUACAUCUAUCAUAAGUUAUUUCACUACCCCCCCCCCCCCACCACCACCACCUCCUCCAAAUCCCAGUUAAAUCAUAGCAUGAUGUCCUUGUCAUUUGACAACAGUAUGCAAGAGGUUCCCCAUUAUGGUCACCUCACUCCUCCGAAUCGGAAACUGCCUUUCAGCAAGUUUUAAUGAAAGAUACGGCAGGAGCCGACGCCUUAGCAGCUUUGGUUGG